GUUUGGAAGAAACGUCGAAGAAUCUUGUACUCUUUCAUUUGCUUUGGCCUAAGUUGUGUACGAUGGCCAAUCCUCGAAAUAAAAUUUUAAAUCUUUACCGAAAUUUAAUACGAGAAAGUAAAAAAUGGAAUGCAUAUAACUUUAGGAUGUAUGCACUUCGUAAAGUAAGAUAUGAAUUCCAACAAAACAAAACAUUACAAGAUAAAAGAGAAAUCGAGCAAUGUUUCCAAAAAGGUCAAGAGGCAUUAGAAAUAAUUAAACGACAAGUAAUAAUAGGACACUUAUAUGGUACAAGACCAUUAAUAAUUGAAACAAAGACUGCACCUAAAAAUAAACUUAAUAGUAAAUUUGUAUAAUAUAAUACGUUUAAAAGUACAUUAAGUUUGUAUACGCUGUAAAAACUUUUUGUGUUGUAUAUGUUAUAUAAAUAUUUUAUGUUGCAAAUGAUUAUAAUACCAUCAUAUUUAAAAAAAAAAAAAUAUA
Messenger RNA from Vespa mandarinia (Asian giant hornet), 483 nucleotides. It is a transcript of the gene bcn92, whose product is annotated as LYR motif-containing protein bcn92. Gene Ontology annotation, biological process: iron-sulfur cluster assembly. Lineage: Eukaryota; Metazoa; Arthropoda; Insecta; Hymenoptera; Vespidae. Gene Ontology annotation, cellular component: L-cysteine desulfurase complex; mitochondrion. The record is from RefSeq and is a predicted model, not a curated record.